Molecule: messenger RNA, 460 nt
Organism: Nannospalax galili (Upper Galilee mountains blind mole rat)
Lineage: Eukaryota; Metazoa; Chordata; Mammalia; Rodentia; Spalacidae
Gene: CUNH22orf15
Product: chromosome unknown C22orf15 homolog
Exons: 5
Coding region: 1-453 (150 amino acids)
Source: RefSeq, a predicted model, not a curated record
AUGUUUAUCACCGUGACGUUUGGAGCUGGCUGUCAGGAGCUGGUGAAUCCCUGGUGUAGCCUGGUGACGCUCACUAGGCACCUGAAGCAGAGGGUGCAGGUCCCCACAGAUGCAACCAUUGCCCUCCUGGCUAAGGAUGGGCACCUGGUGAACCUGAGUGAGGGCUUGGAAGCCCAGGCCCCUUCCCUGGGCUGUUCCUUGCUUCAGGAGCGAGGGACUUAUGUCCUGGUACAGAUCAUUAAAGGGAAAGAUGGGGCCCCUGCAUACUAUGAGUCCCUACUAGACAACCUAGAUGAACAGCACCCGGAACUGGCAGAGGAGCUACGCUGGCUGUCAGGCCUUCCAGCCACCAGCAAUGGCCAGAGAAGACGCGUAGGCACUCGGCGUGGCCACCGGGAGCAAGAUCCCCCUUCACGGUCUCGAAGGGCGGCCUCCCUGUCAUCUAGGACCUGAUAGCUGG